Messenger RNA from Acanthamoeba castellanii str. Neff, 948 nucleotides. Its product is annotated as Anamorsin, putative. Gene Ontology annotation, cellular component: cytoplasm. The transcript has 7 exons. Gene Ontology annotation, biological process: iron-sulfur cluster assembly. The coding region runs from base 1 to 948 and encodes 315 amino acids. Gene Ontology annotation, molecular function: iron-sulfur cluster binding. NCBI's taxonomy places the organism in Eukaryota, Discosea, Longamoebia, Acanthamoebidae. The record is from RefSeq and is a predicted model, not a curated record.
AUGGCCGAUCAAUCUUCGUACAAAAAGGGGGAUAAGAUCCUUUACAUUACGCCGGCCCCGGCCGUGCCACCGGAAGUUUCACAGCUGCAGGAAAUCGUCGGCAGCGAUGGCGCUGUCAAGGUCAUCUCUCGCCCCCAAAUCACCGACGAUAAAAUUGGCGAGCCUUCGUCGACGUACGACAUGGUGAUUUCGAUCGGCGCCUCGGCUGCUGGCCACCAGACCGACUUCCUGUUCGAGCUGGCACGCGUGCUGAAGCCCUCCGGUUCGCUCGUCCUGCGCGAGCCUCUGCUGCUCGGCUCCAAGGAGGGCAUCGUGACGGCCCUGCGCACGGAGAAGGAGGUGGAGAGCGCGCUGCUCAUCUCGGGCUUCACGUCGACUACCUUCCAGAACACCCAGGGCGCCUCGUCUGUGGCCUCCUUCCCCGCGCUCAAUGGCUCCGCCGACGUGCAGACCCAAAUCGCCACCUACGAGAUUCGCUCGGUCAAGCCCAACUGGGAGUUCGGAGCCUCGGCCGCACUCUCGCUUCCCAAGUCCUCGAAGCCCGUCUCCGCUGCCCCCGUCUGGUCCCUCUCCGCAGAUGACACGAUCGAUGCGAGCAUCCCCGUGGCCAAGCCCGUUUCUGUCGGUUCGACCUGGAAGCUGGACGCCGACGACGGCGAUCUGAUCGAAGACGACGCCCUCCUCGAGAAGGAGGACUUGGCCAAGCCGGACAAGGUGUUUGAUUGCGGCACGAGCGCGAGCGGCAAGAAGAAGGCGUGCAAGGACUGCUCGUGCGGCCUUGCCGAGGAGCUCGAGGCCGGGCAGGAGGUCAAGAAGAAGACCCCCGAACAGGCUUCGUCCUGUGGCAGCUGCUAUUUGGGCGACGCGUUCCGAUGCGCGAGCUGCCCCUACCUCGGUCUGCCGGCCUUCAAGCCUGGCGAGAAGAUCUCCCUCGCCAACAUGGAGUAG